AUGGACCAAAACAUUCAACUGCAGAACGAUCGGUUCAGCAUUCAAGGACAAAAUGAUCAAUCCGUGCAAUCUCUACUUAUGUUCCCUGAUCUUACAACGAUACCAGGGCCACUGAUCAUCACUGACUCGGCAAUUGCAAUCUGGAAUGCCACGACGCAAAUCGCCCAAUACCGUGUUGCUCACCACCGUACGGCGCUGCCACAUGAGCCGAUCAACACGACAGAAGAACAAAAGUGUUGGUUGAACUUGAUUCUGUUACGAAGGGAGCACAAGUUGGAAGAGUAUAUGAGGUGCUUGGAUAGUGCAUGGCGGGAGUUGAACGAAAUGAGGAAGCUGUUGGAUAUCAGGAGGAAUCAGUGA
Messenger RNA from Suillus fuscotomentosus, 360 nucleotides. RefSeq lists its product as uncharacterized. Bases 1 to 360 code for a protein of 119 amino acids. NCBI's taxonomy places the organism in Eukaryota, Fungi, Basidiomycota, Agaricomycetes, Boletales, Suillaceae. The transcript is spliced from 3 exons. The record is from RefSeq and is a predicted model, not a curated record.